Zophobas morio is the source of this 681-nucleotide messenger RNA. RefSeq lists its product as uncharacterized. Bases 17 to 664 code for a protein of 215 amino acids. The transcript is spliced from 6 exons. NCBI's taxonomy places the organism in Eukaryota, Metazoa, Arthropoda, Insecta, Coleoptera, Tenebrionidae. The record is from RefSeq and is a predicted model, not a curated record.
ACGCCUUCAUGUUUUGAUGGAGACUAUCCAGUUUCUUGGCCGCAGCCACCACCAACUUCAAGCACAUUACAUCUUCAAAACCAAUAAGUUUUUAAGAAUACUAUUAGCCACAUGCAAUUUUGGUCCAGAUAUUUGGGGCCUCGUUCACGACACGAUCGGGAAGUUGGGAGUGGCCUACACCACUAACAAUAUCCCUCUUGGUGCAGACGAUUCUGCCGGCGCUAAUCCAGACUACGACUUGGCCAAGUACGAGUUCUGGUUCUACAGUGCUCUCGACGAGGCCUAUGAGGCGUACUAUGCAUGGCAGUCCGAUAGUCUUAAAGUAGACCUGCUGCAGGCUGCACGCGGACGGAUGAUUCACGUGCUAUCGAUCAACUGGCUACACCGGCCAAUAGAAGAGGGAAACUUACCCGUUGAGUCAGUAAUUGAAAUCCAACGAUUCUGGAAAGCUUUGCGGAGGAAGUACAUUCCUCGCCUCUUUUCCGACCUGUGCGAGAUGUGGAAAUAUUCUAACGCCGGAGAAGACGAGAUCAGAAAAGUAAUAGGCAUUUUAGCACAAAAGCAAAGCGAUGAUCUUUAUGAAGAUGGAGCGGACAUCGCUAGGAUUUUAUUAGAAAAAAUUAACAACGUAGCUUUUUUAUUUUUGCCAAAAGCCAAUCAAUAAAAAAACAUUUCUCACUA